This is a messenger RNA of Talaromyces proteolyticus, 558 nucleotides long. RefSeq lists its product as uncharacterized. The record is from RefSeq and is a predicted model, not a curated record. Lineage: Eukaryota; Fungi; Ascomycota; Eurotiomycetes; Eurotiales; Trichocomaceae. The transcript has 5 exons. The coding region runs from base 1 to 558 and encodes 185 amino acids.
AUGUACCCCCGUGGAACGGAACUGGAACAAGGCGAUUCCGGGGCACUGCUGGUCGGAAGAGGCCAUCAAUGCGAUUGGAGUUGCCCAGGGAUAAAGCUAACAGUUUGCCACGCAGCCAUUGCUGCAGCUACAGAUAUUACCUUGUCCAUUCUCCCGACUGUAUAUCUCUGGAAUAUCAAGAUCAAUCGAAAAGUCAAAUUCGGAGUUUGCUGCAUCAUGGACUUGGGAUUUACGAGUGGUGGGUUUGCUAGUGCACGCACAGCUUUGGUUCCUAGCCUUACUGCAACUCAGGAUCCGACCUGGGAUCUAGUGCCUCUCUUCACGUGGGCAGUCUAUAGGUCGCAUUGCUCAUCUAGUCGUGCCAGAACGAAGCCGCUACAACCUAAAGAACUCUCAGAUGAGGAUGUACACUCGGAACGGGAAAGCGGAGAUUUGUCGCACUGUGCAGCUGGCAAUAGUGGAAUCCUAAAGACAACCGACAUACAUAUUAUUCGCUCGCAACCUCCGAACGGCGACGACAAUCCUCGCAGUUCAAGUGUCGAGAAGUUGGUUAAUUGA